AUGAAUGCUUGGUAUCAAAAGACACUCUAUGGAGUUCAUCUUGUUUUGAUUGUAAAUGCGAUAAAAAAAAGUUGUUUAAAUAAUUAUCACUUACUAGUUUCAAAUAUCACUAGCGAGUUAGAAACUACAUUAAAUAAUUCUAUUGUUAAAGCUAUUUCAGUUAAUAUCACUCGUGAUUUACAAGAUACCCCACCUAACAUAUUAAAUAGCGAAGAAUAUGUAGUUAGAGCAUUAGAACUUUUUAAGGAUAAAGAUAACAUAAAAGUUAGUUAUUUAAACAAAAAAGAAAUAGAACAGUUAGGAAUGGGUCUACUUUUAGCAGUUAAUGCCGGUUCUAAUAAAGAAGCAAGAUUUAUAAUUAUAGAAUAUCUAGGGAAUCCUAGUUCAAAAGAAAAACUUGGCCUUGUUGGUAAAGGAAUCACUUUUGAUAGUGGAGGAUAUUCUCUAAAAUCAUCAGAUUUUAUGAUAAAUAUGAAAUUCGAUAUGUCAGGAGCAGCUGUGGUGACUGGGGUUAUGUACGGGCUUUCUUGUCUUAAGCCUAACAUUAAUGUAAUAGCUGUAGCUGGAUUAACUGACAAUAGAAUUGGUCAAAACGCCACUUUAGUAGAAAGUGUUGUUAAAUCAUUGAGUGGUAAAUAUGUAGAAAUUGGUGACACUGAUGCUGAAGGAAGAUUAGUUUUGGCAGAUGGGAUUAGUUAUCUUGUCGAAAAAGCUAAUGUUGAUAAAGUAAUUAGCGUGGCUACUUUAACUGGAUCAUGCAGAAGAACUUUGGGAGAAUGA
This is a messenger RNA of Stegodyphus dumicola, 780 nucleotides long. Its product is annotated as probable cytosol aminopeptidase. The record is from RefSeq and is a predicted model, not a curated record. NCBI's taxonomy places the organism in Eukaryota, Metazoa, Arthropoda, Arachnida, Araneae, Eresidae.